This is a messenger RNA of Plasmodium gonderi, 1944 nucleotides long. RefSeq lists its product as hypothetical. Gene Ontology annotation, molecular function: inositol hexakisphosphate binding. Gene Ontology annotation, biological process: cellular response to phosphate starvation; phosphate ion transport. The record is from RefSeq and is a predicted model, not a curated record. Bases 1 to 1944 code for a protein of 647 amino acids. Gene Ontology annotation, cellular component: plasma membrane; cytoplasm; Golgi apparatus. The transcript has 13 exons. Lineage: Eukaryota; Apicomplexa; Aconoidasida; Haemosporida; Plasmodiidae.
AUGAAAUUCGCAGAGAAAUUAAAACACUUGAAAGUGAAAUCAUGGGAAGACAAAUAUGUCGAUUAUAAAUUUUUAAAAAAAAUUAUAAAAAGAAAAUGUAAUGCUGAAAUGAGUAGCCUAUAUGAUCGAAUUGAUAAGAAUGAUAUAGGAAUUUUGGAGGUUUGUAAUUUAGUUACAUCGGAUGAUGUUCACCAAGAUGGCAAAGAAAAAAAAAACAAAAAGAAUGAUCAUAAUCGUGAUCAUAAUCCUGAUCAUGGCGAUGAGGAUAUCGAACAUGGGAAUAUUGAUUAUACGUACUUUUUUUUUUAUGCGCUGGAGAAUAACAUAAAUAUGGUUAAGGAACAUUAUGAAAAGGAAUUUAAUUAUCUAGACACAAAAAUAAAUGAAAUAAAAUCAUUUCUACAUACUGAUAAUGUGAACUUAAAAGAUAUGGAAAUUCUCAAAACAAAAUGUUUACACAUAUACAACUUGUUUGACAUCCUGAAUAACUACCUCAAUAUUAAUGUCCUUUCCGUUUACAAAAUUUUAAAGAAAAAAAACAAAAAGGAAAAACUUUCCACUUCUCUAGAUUUGUAUCAGAAGUAUUGCAAUACCUUGCAUCAGAUCAGUAGAGAGGAGCACUUCAACGAAAAAAUUAAAUCCACAUACCUAUCCAUACAGAAGAAAAGAGGAGAUAACUGUGAAAAGCUGGAUUUCUUAAAUUUCAAAAUAUAUAUAAAAAGCAAGAUCGAAAAUAUAGGACAGUACAAAGGAAUACUCUACAUCCUAUAUGGAAUAUUGAUAAUUCUAAUUAUUAACACCAUCAUCCUGUUGUCUAUAAACAAAAACAACAUUAACAUGAACACCAUUUUGGCUAUUUUGCCCAUAUAUAGAUUACUCUACAUUUUAAAUUUUUUUUUCCUCUUUAUUUUCGGCUCUUUCUUGUUCAUGCAACUUUAUGGAGUGAAUUUCACGUACAUCCUAGACUUAAACAAAAUAAUUGUAGAUGAAUAUUACUACCUGAUAAACGUAGUAAUUUUUCUGCUCUUUCUGACGACUCUUUCUCUUCUGAUAUUUUUACUGGAUGUAUUAUUCAAGCUGAACAUAUUCUCCAACAUAAUUUUCCACGUUGUAAUUUUGUUUAUCCUUUUAUUUUCUACCACAAUAAUUCCUGUUAACUUUUACAAAUACAAGGAAAAUAAUUUUGUCUUUUCAUCUCUCCUGAGGGUUCUCUCCAGUGGAAUUUUCCUAGUUAAUAGCGUGAAUCUACUGGAUAACAUUAUUGGAGAUAUUCUAACGAGUCUCUCGAAGACAUUUUCAGACGUACAGUACUUUGUCUGUUUUUUGAUAAACGGAAUGAACACAAAUGAGCCGGCCAAAUGCCCAAUUAUGGAAGGAUACAUCAACCCGGUUUUUGUGGGACUCCCAUUUUACUUCCGAUUCUGUCAGUGUUUAAUUAGAUACAAUAACGAAAGAGAAAAAAUUCACAUAUAUAACAUGCUUAAGUACUUGUCUGGAAUAGCCAUAGUGAUAUGCACAUCCUUCAACUGGUCCUAUUUUGGCUUACAAGCAGAAACAAGUAAAUUGAUAUUAAUUUGUGCUUACAUUGUUGGAUCUACUUACAUGUACAUUUGGGACUUAUAUUGUGAUUGGGGACUUUUGAAGGAGUAUAAUUAUUUGUUGAGGAAAAAUAACAAUUUGAUGUAUCCCCCUCAUUAUUACUACUUUGCGGGAUUUUUAAAUCUGAUCUUUAGACUAACUUGGGCAAUCACCAUCAUGCCAGUGAACAUUUUUCAAAAUAAGGAAAUAAAUACCUUUCUAAUAACCUUCUUUUUGAUGUUUAUUGAGGUCUUGCGAAGAUCAAUAUGGAUUUGCUUUCGUCUAGAGAACGAGCAUGUGACGAACGCUUCAAGAUACAGAUCCAUCUUAUGGGUCCCAAAAAUGACAAAGAAGAAAAAAUUUUAA